UGUGUUUGGGGGGCGCGAAGCUAUGGCCGGCUUCGUCGUCGAGUAUGCGAAAUCCGGUAGGUCGGCGUGCAAGCACUGCAAGCUCGAGCUCGCCAAGGGCGAGGUGAGAAUCGGCAUUGUGAGCAAGGGCGCCGGAUUCGCCAUGACCAAAUGGCAUCACUCCAAAUGCGUUUUGGAGCUCCAAGCUCCUGUCGCGGACGUUCUCAAGGCCAAAGGCUUCGCUGCAUUGAAAGCUUCGGAUCAAACUAUUUUGAAGGAGUUGCUACAGCGAGAAGCCGUGGAAGUGAGCCGUAAAAAGAUUUGUCUCGAGAAGAAAGCUGUCGUGCCGAAGGAAACUCGACAGCUUUGGCAUGCAAAGCUGUCCAGCUUUGAGCCAUCUCAGUUCUCUACAUGCUACAAGGAUUCAUCUCUGCCCAUGGGGUGGAAGUCAUUUUCCUCCAUAAUCGUGAACACUCCAGAUGAUAGUGGAACUUUGUCAGAGAAGGUUGCAGCUUUCGACUUUGACGGUUGCCUUGUGAACACUGACGUGAAAAGAGUGGGUGCUCAAGCAUGGUCCCUACUAUACACUUCUAUACCGCAAAAGCUACAAGCCUGCCACGAAGACGGGUAUAAACUGGUGGUGUUUACAAACGAGUCCAACAUCGAUAGGUGGACAAAGAGCCGGCAGAAGGCCAUCGAUUCGAAGCUGGGAAGGCUGAACGCCUUCAUGGAUCUUGUCAAGGUUCCGAUACAGGUGGUCAUUUCGUGUGGCUUGGACGGUGACCCGUGUAGAAAGCCUGCGCCUGGCAUGUGGGAGUUUAUGGAGCGGCACUUGAACGGCGACAUCGCCAUAGACAGGAGUAUGUCUUUCUAUGUUGGUGACGCGGCUGGAAGAGCAGGAGAUCACAGUGAUGCUGACAUUGGAUUUGCAAAGGCAGUCGGGCUCAAGUUUUUCGUACCCGAAGAUUAUUUCGACGUAAAGCAAAAAACAUCUUUGAUCGAUUGAGUGAAAGGAUUGUUCCAGUUACCUUGUCACAAGCUUUCGUAACGGUCAUUGGACUUCAAUCGCUUCGGUCGUACAUUUCUAGGUUA
This is a messenger RNA of Selaginella moellendorffii, 1071 nucleotides long. RefSeq names its product polynucleotide 3'-phosphatase ZDP. The transcript is spliced from 9 exons. The coding region runs from base 23 to 985 and encodes 320 amino acids. The record is from RefSeq and is a predicted model, not a curated record. Lineage: Eukaryota; Viridiplantae; Streptophyta; Lycopodiopsida; Selaginellales; Selaginellaceae. Gene Ontology annotation, biological process: DNA repair. Gene Ontology annotation, molecular function: polynucleotide 3'-phosphatase activity; double-stranded DNA binding; ATP-dependent polydeoxyribonucleotide 5'-hydroxyl-kinase activity.